Chenopodium quinoa (quinoa) is the source of this 4122-nucleotide messenger RNA. Its product is annotated as kinesin-like protein KIN-7B. The transcript has 15 exons. The record is from RefSeq and is a predicted model, not a curated record. Bases 1110 to 3953 code for a protein of 947 amino acids. Gene Ontology annotation, biological process: microtubule-based movement. Gene Ontology annotation, molecular function: microtubule motor activity; microtubule binding; ATP binding. NCBI's taxonomy places the organism in Eukaryota, Viridiplantae, Streptophyta, Magnoliopsida, Caryophyllales, Amaranthaceae.
GAGUGUGAGAAAUGCAACCAAUUCAGUAGGAUCUUUCAUCAGAUCUUACCUUUAAAAAAAAUAAAAACAAAACAAAAAACAUUUCCUCUGCUGGUAAAUGAAGAUAAAUAAAUUCAAGUAUUUGUAAUUAUAUAACCACAUGAGGUGAUUUUUUUUUUUUCAUGUAACCAACCUUAAAUUUGUGGAGCUAAGUGUUUGUUAGUGUAGCAUUAGUUGUAGAUUUGAUAGAUUUUUUUUAUCUUAAUGAACAAUUAAAACUUUCGUGAUUAUAUAUCAAUGGAGCUUUUUCAAGAAUGAUACAAAGACAUUUAAAACAAUUAGUAAAAAAUAGAUGAUGUCAUCACUUUAGGAGUGUUUAAUUAUAUUGAAAAUUAGACAUGCAUGGUAACGAAGAUUGCAAGUGGUGAAUUUUGAUAGAUACACUCCAACACACUAAAUUUUAAAAAAUUUAGUCAACUUGAAAUCUAAUUGAAGUAAUUAACUUCUAAAUUUUGUUGCCAUUUUCACUUAUUUACAUGAAAUUUUCUUUUAACACAAACUUACGCAACGGUCGGAUUCUAAUUCAAAUUUCAAAAAAAAAAAAUAUUACGAAUAAAUACCUUUUAAUGAUAAACUAAAGCAAAUUCUUGAAUGAAUAAUAACGUCCAAAACUUUAUACUGUACUAGUAUUAACUCUCGUCUACAUUAAUGCCUUCCGUGGCUCCGCUCCGGUCACUCCCUUGGACCAAGAAUAUUAAUUAAAACCUUAUACAAUUUUCCUUAAAAAAAAAAAAAAAAAAAAAAAAAAAAAAAAAAAAAAAGUAGUAAUGGCAAAAAAUAAAUAAAAUUUGAAAGUGGGUUAUAUUAUUUUCAGGUACCCGCAAAUACCGCCAAAACAUUAAAGUACCUGAACAGCGUAACUAGCCGUUACAUUUUUCUUCCUCCUCAAUCUUCACUCCCUGAAAUUUUUUGUUUUUGUUUUCAUUUUACUAUUCAUCUCCUCUAAUACUCAACUUUCCAUAUUUCUUCGUAAUUUUGGUCCAUAUUUUUCAAUAAUUGAGGCAGGAGAUUCAAGAAUUUAGCAACGAAAUCUCUAUCAAAUUGGUGGAUUUUGAAAUUGGGUGUUGAAAAUGGGAGAACCCAAGACACCAUUGUCCAAGAUCCUAACAACCACAUCAUCAUGUACUCCCGGGGGAACGAAAGUUCGAGAGGAGAAGAUAAUGGUAAUGGUUCGAGUUAGGCCGCUGAGCUCGAGGGAACAAGCAAUGUAUGAUUUGAUUGCAUUGGAGUGCCCGGAUGAGGAGACAGUAGUGUUCAAGAAUCCCAAUGAUGAGAGGCCUUGUUCCUCCUUUACUUUUGAUAAAGUAUUCAGUUCAACUUGUGUUACCGCGAGGGUUUAUGAAGGAGGGGCAAAGGAUGUGGCCUUAUCAGCUCUUACUGGGAUUAAUGCAACAAUUUUCGCAUAUGGGCAGACUAGUAGUGGUAAAACAUUUACUAUGAGAGGAAUCACUGAAUAUGCAAUUGAGGACAUAUAUCAGUAUAUGCAAAAUCAUCCUGAAAGAAAUUUCUCUGUGAAAAUGUCUGCUUUGGAGAUCUACAAUGAGACUGUAGUUGAUCUUUUGAAUCGUAGUUCUGGUCCACUUAGACUUUUGGAUGAUCCCGAGAAAGGAACCAUUGUUGAAAAGCAAGUUGAAGAAGUUGUAAAGGAUAGUCAGCAUUUGAAGCAUUUAAUUGGCAUCUGUGAAGCUCAAAGGCAAGUAGGGGAGACAGCCUUGAAUGAUAAAAGUUCAAGAUCACAUCAGAUAGUGAGACUGACCAUUGAGAGCCGCCUCAAGGAAAAUGCAGGCCGUCUGAAGUCUUUCAUAGCAAGCCUGAAUCUUGUCGACCUCGCUGGUAGUGAACGUGCCUCUCAAACUAAAAGUGCUGGUUUAAGGUUGAGGGAAGGAAGUCAUAUAAACCGCAGCUUGUUGACACUCACCCAAGUUAUCCGAAAAUUGGGCAGUGGAAAAAGGACAGGUCAUAUACCAUACAGAGAAUCAAAGCUUACCCGAAUAUUGCAGUCUUCACUUGGAGGAAACGCACGAACUGCAAUAAUAUGUACCUUAAGUCCUGCAUUGAGUCAUGUAGAACAAUCACGCAAUACACUGUUAUUUGCAACAAGUGCAAAGGAGGUUACAAACACUACUAGGGUGAAUGUGGUUGUUACGGACCAGCAGUUGGUUAAGCAUUUACAACAGGAAGUUUCUAGAUUGGAAGCUGAGCUCAAAAGUCCAGAACCUUCAUCUUCAUCAGCAGCUUUAAAGGCACUUCUGAUUGAGAAAAACGUAAAAAUCCAGAAGUUGGAGAGGAAAAUGGGAGAGCUUAAGCGACAAAGAGAUCUUGCACAGUCUCAACUUGAACUGGAAAGAACACGCAAGGAAAAGAAGGAAUCAAGUAACUCCAGCCCAUCUAAUCAAGUGAGAAAGUGUCUCGCUUAUCCAUUAGACACGAUUGCGAGCAAAUUUGCAUCUGAAACCCAGGAAAGAUACCAGGCUGGAAGGCAGUCAAUGCUUAGGCAAUCAGUUACUUCUACUGAUCCUUCUCUCUUAGUGCAAGAAAUCCGGAAGCUUGAAGUUCUGCAAAGACGACUAGGUGAUGAAGCAAAUAAAGCUCUUGACAUACUUCAAAAAGAAGUUGCGUGUAACAGACUGGGGACACAAGAUGCUGCUGAAAAUGUUGCAAAGCUACUUUCUGAGAUCAAAAACAUGCAAAUUAUUAAUUCCAUAUCCGAAGACAUCAUGGUAAAGGACAAAGCUGACCUGAAAGAGGAAAUCAUCCGGUUGAACUCGCAGGGGCAGACAAUUGAAUCUUUAGAAAAGAAGCUUGAGAAUGUUCAGAACUCUGUGGACAGGUUGGUAUUUACUUUGGGAAAUAAUGAGGAUACCCCAGAUACAAAGACACAAUCUAAAAGGAAAAAGGGUAUCCCAUUUAACCUAACCAACAGUCCAAACAUGUCAAACUUUAUAAGGGCUCCAUGUUCUCCUCUUUCUUCUUCUCGGAGAGUAAUGGAUGAGAUAGGUAACACUAUGUCAGAUAGCCAAAGUGCUUUGCCAACUAAUGAUAGUCUGCCGAAUUCCUGCAAAAGCACCCCUCUUAAAGGUGACCAAGUUGGUUAUUCUCAUUCCUCUAGGGAGAAUACUCCUGCAAGGCAGAAAUCAAACUCAGUUAAUGUGAAGAAAAUGAAGAAAAUGUUCAAUAAUACACUUGAAGAGACUGCGCGUAACAUCAGGUCAUAUGUUACUGAGUUGAAGGAAAGAGUUGCUAAGCUUCAGUAUCAAAAACAGCUUCUGGUUUGUCAGGUGCUGGAUCUGGAGGCUGGUGAAGCAACAACCAGUUCACAUGGUGAACCUGACCAAUCUCCUUUUUCUUGGCUGUCAAUGUUUGAGGAACAAAGAAAGCAGAUAGUAAUGUUAUGGCAUCUGUGCCAUGUCUCGCUGGUGCACCGCACCCAGUUUUUCCUGUUAUUUAGAGGUGAUCCUGCUGAUCAGAUAUACAUGGAAGUUGAGCUGCGAAGAUUAACAUGGUUAGAACAGCAUUUGUCAGAUCUUGGAAAUGCUAGCCCUGCUCUCUUAAGUGAUGAACCAGCCUCCUAUGUUUCGUCCAGCAUUAAGGCCCUUAAACAAGAGAGGGAAAACCUGGCAAAGAGGGUUAGUUCUAGAUUAACACCAGAAGAAAGGGAAGCUCUCUACAGAAAGUGGGAUAUUCCACCAGAAGGGAAACAAAGACGGAGGCUGCAGUUAGUCAACAAAUUAUGGACCGACCCUCACAGCUUGCAGCACGUGCAAGAAAGUGCAGAUAUUGUAGCAAAGCUUGUUGGGUUUUGUGAAUCCGGUGAGCAACUUAAAAGGGAGAUGUUUGAACUUAAUUUCAAGUCACCUUGUGAUAAGAAAACAUGGAUGGGCUGGAACUUGAUAUCGAACCUGUUGCAUCUGUAAAUACUUUACCUGAAUCAAUCUUCUGUAAAUAUUUGUGUAAAGCUUGUGCUGUCUAACUAACCUUUACAUGUAAUAACAAGAUUUAUGCUGUCUACUAAUCUUAGAAAACAAUGGGUGCACCUUUUGGAACACCCUGCAGAGCUCGUGUAUUAAAGUACCUUCUGAAAAA